AUGGUGCCCGGCGCCCGUGGCGGCGGCGCGCGGGCGGCGGCUGCGGGGCCCGGCCUCCUGGCCCUGCUGCUGGCCGUCGCCGCCCCGCUCCGGCUGCAGGCGGAGGAGCUGGGUGAUGGCUGUGGGUACAUAGUGACCUAUGAGGACAGUGGCACAAUGACGUCUAAGAAUUAUCCCGGGACUUACCCCAAUCACACUGUUUGUGAAAAGACAAUUAGAGUACCAAAGGGGAAGAGACUGAUUCUGAAGUUGGGAGAUUUGGAUAUUGAAUCCCAGACCUGUGCCUCUGACUAUCUUCUUUUCACCAGCUCUUCAGAUCAGUAUGGUCCGUAUUGUGGAAGUAUGACUGUUCCCAAAGAACUCUUGCUGAAUACAAGUGAAGUAACUGUUCGCUUUGAGAGUGGAUCCCACAUUUCUGGUCGGGGCUUUUUGCUGACAUAUGCCAGCAGCGACCAUCCAGAUUUAAUAACGUGUUUGGAACGAGCUAACCAUUAUUUGAAGAAAGAAUACAGCAAAUUCUGUCCAGCUGGUUGUAAAGACAUAGCAGGAGACAUUUCUGGGAACACGAUGGACGGAUAUAGAGAUACCUCUUUGUUGUGCAAAGCUGCCAUCCAUGCGGGAAUAAUUGCAGAUGAACUGGGGGGCCAGAUCAGCGUGCUUCAGCGGAAAGGGAUCAGCCGAUAUGAGGGAGUCCUGGCCAAUGGUGUGCUGUCGCGGGAUGGUUCCCUGUCAGACAAGAGAUUUCUGUUUACCUCCAAUGGUUGCAGCAGAUCUUUGAGUUUGGAACCUGACAGGCAAAUCACAGCUUCUUCCUCUUGGCAGUGGGAAAAUGAAAUUGGAGAACAAGUUCACUGGUCUCCUGGCCAAGCCCGACUUCAGGACCAAGGCCCAUCAUGGGCUUCAGGCGACAGCAACAACAACCACAAACAAAGAGAGUGGCUAGAGAUAGAUUUGGGGGAGAAAAAGAAAAUAACAGGAAUUAGAACUGCAGGAUCCACACAGUCAAAUUUCAACUUUUAUGUUGAAAGUUUUGUGAUGAACUUCAAAAACAAUUCUAAAUGGCAGACCUAUAAAGGAAUUGUGAAUAAUGAAGAAAAGGUCUUUCAGGGUAACUCUAACUUUCGGGACCCAGUGCAGAACAAUUUUAUCCCUCCCAUCGUGGCUAGAUAUGUGCGGAUUGUUCCCCAGAAGUGGCAUCAGAGGAUAGCCUUGAAAGUGGAGCUCAUUGGUUGCCAGAUUACACAAGGUAAUGAUUCAGGUAAUGAUUGGCACAAAACAAGUCUAAACACUGGUGUUUCAAAUGAGAGAGAAGAUGAGACAAUCAAGAAGCCCAUCCCCUCAGAAGAAAUUGCCGCAGGAAUCAACUUCAUAGCUGUGGCUAUUCCAUCAGUACUCCUCAUUGCCCUGCUGCUUGCUGGAAUGGGGAUCGUUGCUGCCUUUAGGAAGAGGAAGAAGAAAGGAAAUCCAUAUGGAUCAACUGAGGCUCAGAAAACAGGCUGUUGGAAGCAGAUUAAAUAUCCCUUUGCCAGACAUCAGUCAACUGAGUUUACCAUCAGCUAUGACCAUGAGAAGGAGAUGACACAAAAGUUAGACCUCAUCACAAGUGAUAUGGCAGAUUACCAGCAGCCUCUCAUGAUUGGCACCGGGACAGUCACGAGGAAGGGCUCCACCUUCCGGCCCAUGGACACGGAGGCCUCCGAGGCCGGGGCCGGCGCCGGGGCGAGCGCUGAGGCCGGCGGCCACUACGACUGCCCGCUCCGGGCCGGCCGCCACGAGUACGCGCUGCCCUUGACGUCCCCGGAGCCCGAGUACGCCACGCCCAUCGUGGAGCGGCACCUGCUGCGCGCGCACACCUUCUCGGCGCAGGGCGGUUACCGCGUGCCCGGGUCCCGGCCGGCGCACCAGCACUCCCUGUCCUCGGGCAGCUUCUCCCCGGCCGCAGCCGGCAGCAGGAGCAGAGACUACCCCGUGCCGCUCGGCCCCAAGCCUGCGCACGGCGCCUACGACAAGCCCAAAGCCAGAGACCCCGACCCUGGGAAUCCGCAGACAGAUCCCGGGACGAAUGAUGGUUACGCAGCCCCCAGAGACUGCCUUACACCCCUCAAGCAGACGGCCGUGACUGCUCUUUUGUGAACACAAUGUGAAAGAAACCUGCUGUGGUACUGAGCGUCGGGCUGCUGCAAGUCACUGGAAGAAGGGACAGUGCUGUGCGUGUGUGCGCGUGUGUGCAUGUGCGUGUGAGGUUCAGUAGGAUCCUAGAGACGACCUCUCAUCCUGUUUACAAAAUUGUGCACCUGGUUUUGUUCUGACCCUGAGGACGAGAGUCUGCUGGGUUUUGUUGGGCUAGGAAAAUGAAAAUUUUCAGAUGGCAUUUUCAUUUCUCUAACUGUGAUAUAUUGAGCUGCUUUGGUGUAAAAUGUGCAAUCUGUACAGGGUCGUAUUUAACAAGAAUUAAAGUAACUUAAGUUGGCUUCAUCCGAUUUUAGUUCUGCACAAAGGUUCAGUGGGAAAAUGCAGCUGUAGCCAAAACCUACAUAAUAGUAUGUUCGUUUUUGCAGUGUAUUUUAUUUGAUACUGUGUUAACAGCAGGUCUGUUUAAACUUAAUCUUGUUGUGGUGGUGGCUCAUUUCCUUUCCUUUGGUAACUACAACUAAAAGCAUUUUUCACAUUCUUCUCCUGGAAGAAAUGAAAUUACUUGAAGCAUGAAAAGCACACCAGAGUGGUUGUUUGUUUAGUCAUUAUAAAUGUACAUUAAAAACAAGCAACAUCUCAGCAGCUGCCUGUUUCCUUAGACUCCACUUCAGAUGGGGACGUGAAGUGGCCAGCCAGGGCAGCCCAGCGUCCUGUGGCCUGCAGGGGACUCAGCUGCUGCAGGCCGGAGGAAAUGGACUCCUUGAGGAAUUGGCCUUCACACUGCUUCCUCCUGGCCUCCAGCCUGGCAGACACUAUGCAGCCUGCAUAUGCAAAUUAGCCUCUUCAAACUGCAAAGCCAAAUGCCCAGACUUCCAGGCAACCACAACUGUUCUCUCAACAAAUUGAAAUAAAGGUGGCACAGCAAUCACAGUCUGAAUUACUGUGUCAGAUGUUUUUGUACCUCGGAUUAAAAAACAUUGCUGGGGUCAGAGGCUCACACUUUUCACGACUUUCUUCAGAAAUAGUACAUUUUCGUGACUUCCAUUUUCCCCUGAAAAACAAAAAGCUAUUUGUGAAAUGUCUUCUUACAGAAGCGACCAAGGCCAAGUCUAAAUAGAGCUUUUCUACUGAGAUGGUUGGGAACUGAACUGAUUUCGUAAGAAAUAAUUUUCCCCUCCAGUAUGUGUGUAUAAUUCUAGAAUAGCCCAGACCUCAGCUGUACCUCAUGUUCAAUAGUUUUUAUCUGAGUUUGCUUUGUGAGUUAACUGUGAGGGAUUUAACCUCUUUUGCCAAAGAGGAAAAUGUAUGUUUGUUUUUUAAUAGGAAAUAUGGACCAAAAAUCCUUUCUUUAAAAAAUGUAUUAUAACUGUAUUUGUAUAGGUCUCACUUUCUGUGAAAUGUAUAUAUGUUAAAAUAGUGAGGGUGCUGGAAGGUCGUGGCAGACUAUCUGUUGGUUAUUGCAGAAGAUAAAUAGUUUAC
Molecule: messenger RNA, 3612 nt
Organism: Cynocephalus volans (Philippine flying lemur)
Lineage: Eukaryota; Metazoa; Chordata; Mammalia; Dermoptera; Cynocephalidae
Gene: DCBLD1
Product: discoidin, CUB and LCCL domain containing 1
Exons: 15
Coding region: 1-2133 (710 amino acids)
Cellular component (GO): plasma membrane
Molecular function (GO): signaling receptor activity
Source: RefSeq, a predicted model, not a curated record